UGUGAGGGAGAGAGAGAAGGAGGGAGAGUUUCUGAGUGAUGGAAGAUGAGCAUGGAAACGGUUUGAUCUCUCCCUCGCUGUCAGCAGUCAGUUCAGCUCCCUGUCAGAUAAUGGGAUUCUGGGAAUACUUGGGCGCUCCGCAGCCUUAUAAAGAGGGAGCAGGGAGCACUGCCGGGAAGCACACAGAGAGCCGGGACAGGGGACAGAGACAGGAUCAUCCUCCAGGAGACCCACAGCACCGGGACAGGGGACAGAGACAGGAUCAUCCUCCAGGAGACACACAGCACCAGGACAGGGGACAGAGACAGGAUCAUCCUCCAGGAGACACACAGCACCAGGACAGGGGACAGAGACAGGAUCGUCCUCCAGGAGACACACAGCACCGGGACAGGGGACAGAGACACGAUCGUCCUCCAAGAGACAGACAGACAGACAGACAGUUCACUGGUCUCAUGGUUCCUCUCAGGGUUCUGCUGGCAAUGCUCGCCCUGACUCCUCCCCCAACCCCCCUGGUGCACUGCGCCACACACACGGAGGCUGCACCGAAGAGUGGGACUGUGUUUGUGUCGGAGGCGCUGAGGAGAGCCGAGGAGAGAGUGAACACAGCGUACACACGAUCCAGAGAGAGGACGAAGGCUGCCCUGGACGAAGGCUCGCUCAGCCCCAGUGACCUCCUGACCCUGUUCAAGCAGCCGGCCCCUGAGACGCGGUCAGCCGUGCGCGCGGCCGAGCUUCUGGACAACACUGUGGAGAUCAUCCGGCAGAUGGUGUACACCCAGGAGAUGGAGCUGAAGAACAUCACGGAGCUGCUGACCCCCCAGGACCUGCAGGCGCUGGCCGAGGCGACGGGCUGCUCCACUCAGACCCGCCCCCCCCACUGCGGACUCUCCUGCCUCGAUAGCAAGUACCGCAGCAUCACCGGAGCCUGUAACAACCGGAAGUUUCCUCUGUGGGGCGCCUCGAACACGCCCUACGCGCGCUGGCUGCCUGCGGAGUACGAUGACGGCUUCUCUCUGCCACGCGGCUGGAACUCAGAGAAACUGCACCAUGGCUUCACCCUGCCACCGGUGCGUCGCGUGUCUCACGAGGUGCUGUACACACGGAACGAGAACAUCUCAUUGGACGAGAGCUACUCCCACAUGCUGGUGGAGUGGGGCCAGUGGAUCGAUCACGACCUCGACCUGACCCCGCAGAGCGCCAGCACUGCAGCCUUCCACAGCGGGGUUGACUGCUCUCGAUCCUGCACCCAGCGCAGCCCCUGCUUCCCAAUACAGAUCCCUGAGGAUGACCCUCGCUCCUGUGGGGAGGUGGAAUGCAUGCCGUUCUUCCGCUCAGCCCCUGCGUGUGUUGGCGGCGGGGAGGGUCAGUUGGGUCUGGUCGGGCUCCUGUCCGGUCGGCUAGGCCCGAGGGAGCAGCUCAACAGCAUCAGCUCCUUCGUGGACGCCAGCGUGGUGUACGGCAGCUCUGCCCCCCUCGCCAUGGCCCUGCGAAACCAGUCCUCCCAGCGCGGCUUGCUCGCUGUCAACCAGCAUGCCUCGGACCAGGGCCUCGCCUACUUGCCCUACCUGCAGAGCGGCCACCAGGACCCCUGCAGCCGACCCCGCAACGACAGUGCUGAUGAGCCAGCCAGCAACACCACCUCCUGCUUCAAAGCAGGUGAUUCCCGUGCGAAUGAGCACUUGGGAAUGCAGGCUCUCCACACCCUGUUCCUCAGGGAGCACAACCGACUGGCGUUGGAGCUGGGAAAGCUGAACCCCCACUGGAGCGGAGAGACCAUCUACCAGGAGACCCGCAAACUGCUGGGAGCCGUGCACCAGGUGCUGACGUGGAGAGAUUACCUCCCUCGUAUCCUGGGCCCUGACUCCUCCCCCAGGCUCCUCCCCCCCUACGCUGGGUACCGCCCCCUCGCUGACCCACGCAUCGCCAAUGUGUUCGCCACUGCCGCCUUCCGAUUCGCUCACGUCACCAUCCAACCACAGCUCUUCCGACUGGACCAGAACUACUCGCAGAGCCCCGCCCACCCCAGCAUCCAGCUCCACCAAUCAUUCUUCUCCUCCUGGAGGCUGGUGCACGAGGGAGGAGUGGACCCACUGAUCCGAGGGCUGGUUCUGAACCCGGCCAAGCUGCAGACUCAGACCCAGAUGAUGCCGGAGGAGCUGACAGAGAGGCUGUUCCAGGCCCAGGGGGCACUGUCCCUCGACCUGGCCUCCCUCAACCUGCAGAGGGGCCGGGACCAUGGGCUGCCAGGGUACAAUGCCUGGCGCCGGCUGUGUGGUCUGUCGGCCCCCCGCGAUGUCUCGGAGCUGGGGUCCGUGCUCAGCAGCCCCUCCCUGGCGGAGAAGCUCUCCGCCCUCUACGGGACCCCCGAAAACAUUGACGUGUGGAUCGGAGCCAUCUCGGAGCCCCUGCUGGGGGGGGCGCGGGUUGGGGCAUUGCUCGCCUGCCUGCUGGGGAGGCAGUUCAAGGCGCUACGCGACGGAGACAGGUUCUGGUGGGAGAGGGAGGGCGUGUUCUCUGCUGCUCAGCGUUCGGAGCUCCGCAGGGUGUCUCUCUCACGCAUCAUCUGUGACAACACGAGAAUCCAGCGCCUUCCCCGUGACGUCUUCAACAGGAACCAGUACCCACAGGACUUUGUGUCAUGUGACAGCGCGGCCAUCCCUCGACUCCACCUGUCAGCCUGGAGGGAGGAGACCGACGACCCGCAGUGUGGUGCGCUCCCCCGUGUCGAUCAUUCCUUCUCUGUUCGUUGUCGGCACUCCGUGUUCUUCGAGUGUCACCCCGGUUACCGCCUAGAAGGGCCGGCCUCCAUGACCUGUGACCCCGAGCGAGGGGAGUGGAGUCAGCCAACCCCCAUCUGCCAAGACACAGGAAGUGGACCCCCCCGCGUGACCUACAUCAUUACCGCGGUGAUCGUUGUGAUUGGCAGUGCCGCGCUAAUCUCCCUGCUGGUCACAUGUCAUAGAAGGUUCUCAGAGAAGAGACGGAGGCCCCUGAUUGGUGGACAGUGUAAGGGGGGCUGCCCUGGACCGGAAGGUGGACCGGACAGCACAGGAGGACUCCACUGAGGGCUAUAGGAAAGAGAACUCCACUCAGCACUGCAGAGCUGUAUAGAGGGCUAUAGGAAAGAGAACUGUACACUGCAGAGCUGUAUAGAGGACUAUAGGAAAGAGAUUUUAACUCCUCAUCUCCUCUCAUUAGUGGGGACUCUUUUUUUGCGCUGAUAAAGUUCAACCCAUUGAAUUAAAUCUGUAACUGUUUUAAAUCUUACUUUCUUGUAUUGUUUAAAUUUUAAAUAAAACAAAUUAAUUAAAAACAAAAGCAGCUUGUUAGUCUACAGCUCUUUCAGUUCCUUAAAUAAAACGAACAAACCAAAAAACACACAACCCCACCCUGUCCACACAAGCCAGCAGCAAACUCCCCUCUUCCACACACACACACACACAA
Messenger RNA from Acipenser ruthenus (sterlet), 3444 nucleotides. RefSeq names its product eosinophil peroxidase (gene epx). The record is from RefSeq and is a predicted model, not a curated record. The transcript is spliced from 16 exons. Gene Ontology annotation, biological process: response to oxidative stress. Lineage: Eukaryota; Metazoa; Chordata; Actinopteri; Acipenseriformes; Acipenseridae. The coding region runs from base 39 to 3065 and encodes 1008 amino acids. Gene Ontology annotation, molecular function: peroxidase activity; heme binding.